This is a messenger RNA of Lytechinus variegatus (green sea urchin), 2148 nucleotides long. RefSeq names its product putative ankyrin repeat protein RF_0381. The transcript has 8 exons. Gene Ontology annotation, molecular function: protein binding. Bases 1 to 2148 code for a protein of 715 amino acids. The record is from RefSeq and is a predicted model, not a curated record. NCBI's taxonomy places the organism in Eukaryota, Metazoa, Echinodermata, Echinoidea, Temnopleuroida, Toxopneustidae.
AUGGAUAAUGAUGGUUGGACUGCAUUACACCGUGCUGCUAAGAAUGGUCAUACUGACGUCAUCGAAUAUCUGAUCUGUAAGGGAGCUGAGGUUAAUAAGGAGGAUAAUUAUGGUUUCACUGCAUUACACCGUGCUGCUAACAAUGGUCAUAUUGACGUCAUCAAAUAUCUGAUCAGUGAGGGAGCUGAGUUCAAUAAGGUGGAUAAUGAUGGUUUGACUGCAUUACACCAUGCUGCUAACAAUGGUCAUAUUGACGUCAUCAAAUAUCUGAUCAGUGGGGGAGCUGAGGUCAAUAAGGUGGAUAAUGAUGGUUUAACUGCAUUACACCGUGCUGUUUGGAAUGGUCAUAUUGACGUCAUCAAAUAUCUGUUCAGUGAGGGAGCUGAGGUCAAUAAGGAGGAUAAUGAUGGUUUGACUGCAUUACACCAUGCUGCUAACAUUGGUCAUAUUGACGUCAUAUAUCUGAUCAGUGAGAAAGCUGAUAUCAAUAAGGUGGAUAAUGAUGGUCAGACUGCAUUACACCAUGCUGCUAACAAUGGUCAUAUUGACAUCAGCAAAUAUCUGAUCAAUGGGGGAGCUGAGGUCAAUAAGGAGGAUAAUAAUGGUGAGACUGCAUUGCACAUUGCUGCUAAGAAUGGUCGUAUUGACUUCAUCAAAUAUCUGAUCAGUGAGGGAGGUGAGGUCAAUAAGGAGGAUAACGAUGAGCGAACUGCAUUACACAAUGCUGCUGAGAAUGGUAAUAUUCACGUCGUCAAACAUUUGAUCAGUCAACGAUGUGAUGUCAAUAAGGGCGACAAGGAAGGGACAACUGCCUUACAUAUCGCCGUUCAGAAUGGUUACACUGAGGUUGUUAAAGUCCUACUUACGGGUGGAGCGCGAUGUGAUACAGAAGACAUUCACGGCCAGACACCCUUACACCAAACCAUAACCCUCGGGUACAGAGAUAUUGCUGAUGUUCUAGUUGACAACAGGGAUGCUAAGAGUGAUUCAGUGGCCAUCCAUCUAGCUGUGAUGCACGGACAUACAUCCAUCAUUGAGAGGAUGAUUGCUAAACGAUCUGAUAUCAAUGUACAGUCUAAUGACGGUCAGACAUGUCUUCAUAAAGCUAUCAAAUUAUGCUACCAAAGGAAAAGGAAUGUUGAAGACACCGAAACACUCAGAAAGGUAUCCGAAGAAUACUACAGUGGCAGGUUAUCUCCUGAAAAGGCAUUGGUGUUCUAUCUCUUAGAAAAUAGAGCCAGGAUUGAUAUCAAGGAUGAAGCAGGUUGCCUACCAAUCCACUAUGCAAAUGAUGAAAUGAUCAGACAGAUGAUAUUGGCAAGAUCACCUUCCUUGGAUGGUGUACAGUCUACUAGAGAUCGGCCAUCGAACUCUAACGUUGCCACUGUCAAAGUCAUCAGAAAUUCCAGUCAAGAAAUCAAUCUAGAAGACCAUGGAAUAUCAAUGUACCUUCCUCCUGGAGCGGUUCCACCUGAUGUUUCUUGUCAGAUCACCCUAUCCAUCAUUAGAGAAAAUACCUGUGUAAUCACUGAAGGUGAAUCAAUGGCCUGCUAUGGGAUCAAGUGUGACCCUCAACCCUUGAUCUUCAACCAACCUGUUAAGAUCACUAUACCACACUCUUCUUUGGUCGUCAAUCCAGAGCAAGUAAAACCAGACAUCGUUUGUCGUGUGUGGGACUCAAUCAAGGAUCUACCAAAAACGCUAAGGAAGCAAUCAUCCAGCUCACCAGACACACCACCAUACUGCAGACUUUACGAAAGACAUCUUGAGCUGUACAUUGGCCACUGUGCAGAGUGGUGGGUUCUGAUUCCUCUUGAACAACAGGUGAUCCGACAGCAACUUAUUUGUACUCCAUACGUCCCAGACAGGAUCGAAAGAGGACAAGAGUUUGCAGUUAAUCUUCAGUUGUGUAACGACCUACCUGGAAACGAAGCGGCAACACAAGAGGAGUCGAGACAACAAUCUUACCACAGAUGUCAUCGCUCGGUCCCUUUCAAUGUUGAAACAAAGGCUGGUGACGUCACAAUCACGUGUCAUCGUGAGGGAGGAGAUAUUGAGAGCCAGGGGCUAGGCACGCCGUGUUUUAUAUUAUCGGUGGUAGACGAGAGGUUGGGUUACUUCCCGAAGUCGGAAGAUAAAUUUGUGUAG